AUGAUUAAAAAUUUUAGAAAAUUACAAUUCUAAGUCUUGAAUUAUAAUAAAAUUGUUACAAUUUCAGAACCCAAAACAAUUGUAGAUAAAAUUAAAGUGGGUGGGCAACUAUUUUUUGGGACUUUAAACCAAGUAAACUUAAAAUAUAUGCAUUAGGGUGUCAAAUCUUGUUAUAAUGACUUUAAGUUAACAAGAUCAUUUGGAGACAGGUUUAAUGCUUACUAAUUAUACCUGAAAUUUCAUGUUGAUAGAGAAUUAUUCAAAGUUUUUCCUUUCUUAUUCAUAUUUCUAUUACCAGGUUCAGUUGCUUAUUUACCAAUGUAUGCAUAUUUAUUUCCAAAUGCAAUACCCACAAAUUUUUUAUUUGAAGAUUAAUACUAGUAGCGAUUAAACUAAAAAUUAAUUCAAUAAAAAAUGGCUUCAAAGCUAUUAUUUUAGCAGUAAAAUAUCAUUAAAAAUUUUAAUAAUGCUACUUAAUUAAAAGAAAUCUAUAUUCUGAAAAAGAAUUUAUUCGAAUAAUAAUUCAACCUUAAAAAUUUGAACUCAGAUUAAUUAAAUCUGAUAUGUUAGCAUUUCUAAAUGGAAUAUAUUUCAUUGCUAAAUGUACCUAAUAAAAUUUAUCAUUUUAUUUUCAACUUUCAUAAUUAUUUUUAUAAUUUUUACUAUUUUUUAAUAAACUCAAAGAAAAGAAAUUUAUACUAGGACCCGUAUAAAAUAAUAAAUAUAGGAAGACCUUUUUUUGUUGAGUUUAUUAGAUAAAAACUAUUAAUAUAUCAACUGGAAAUGUAUUUUGAGUAUGUAAAAUAUUUUUUUAUAUUCUAAGAUUAAUGCUUAGGAUUUAAUCUUUGAUUUUCAGGAUAGAAAUUAUUAUAAAUAUGCUUAAGAAAGGGGUUUGAGCAUAGGAGGACUAAAAUUAGAGAAUUAUAAUGGAGAUUGGGUUAGAUUUACUUAGUAAAGUUAAUUAACAAUUACAUAAAAAAUAUGGUUUUCAAUAUUGUACUCUUAACUAUGAUGAGA
Molecule: messenger RNA, 1017 nt
Organism: Paramecium octaurelia
Lineage: Eukaryota; Ciliophora; Oligohymenophorea; Peniculida; Parameciidae
Source: the annotation of a GenBank genome assembly